GGCCCGGUACUUUGUGGGAAAUGUAGUUCUUUGGGCGCAGAAACCGCGGCACGAAAACUGAGGGAGACUCGGUUUCCCAGAGGGCUGAGCGCGGGUGGGCGAGGACCGCGGUCUGAAUCCUGCGGGUUCCCGACGCUGUGAGCCAGCCCAGCGCCGGGGAAAAAGCCGAACGCCGGAGAGACCCCACCGGCCAAGAGGACACGGAUGCCGGAAGGGUCGGCGCCGGCUGCCGCUCUCGGCAACCUCAGGACCAGAGCCUGGCGAGUCUCUCCGGCCCUAAACAGACCCCCGUCCCCUCCUUCUGGGCGGCCCUGCUGCAGGGGCGGUCGUGUCUGAUCUCGGGCGCCGCUCUCUUGUCGGUCUAUGCCACGCCCGUGGCUGUUUGCACCACACCUUGCCGGGUCGCGGCAACAGAGCUCUGCGUUUAGCCGGGCGGGCCUCGGGGUCUGGGUCAGAGCAGUCCCAACCCAGCAAGCUGCUCCACAUCUGGGCCUGACUGUAUACACUGUGCUACCCAGGACCUUUAUCUGGGCCUCGCCCGCUUGGCUGACCUGCCAGCGCUCCCCCAGGCACGUGGUGUGCCGGGUCCAGGUCCACAUGGCCGAGGCAGAGGUAAGGGAGGCCAAGCAAGCAGCCGAAUAUGACGCUCUGCCUUCUGACACCGUGUCCCUCAGCGACUCUGACUCUGAUCUGAGUCUGCCAGGAGAUGCUGAGGUAGAAGCGCUGUCCCCAGAACGGCCGUCAGGGGAGGCUCAGGAGGACUCAGGCCCUGAAGAGCCCCUGGAGCCCCCUGCCCCCGUGCAGCCCUUCCACCUCCGAGGCAUGAGCUCCACCUUCUCCCAGCGCAGUCACAGCAUCUUUGACUGUCUGGAGGGAGCUGCCCAGCGGGUGCCACCCUCUGUACCCCGAGUCAGCAUGAGUGAUAAUGACUUCAAGCGGCCCCUGGCACCCUCCAGCCAGCCUGCAGCUGGGGGCCUGGGCAGGGCCCAUGGGAGCCCUGGCCCCCCAAGAGUGUCCCGUGUUCCAGACUAUGUGGCACACCCUGAGCGCUGGACCAAGUACAGCCUGGAAGACGUGGCCGAGGGCAGCGAGCAGAGCAAUCAGGCUGCUGCCCUGGCCUUUCUGGGCAUCCGGAGCCAGGCGACUCCCGCUGACUACCUACCCUCCUUCAACCAGGACCCCUCCAGCCGCGGGGAGGGAAGAAUGGUCUUUACCAAGCCGGCCCGAACAGAGAGGAAGAGGGUCCUGAAGAAGGGUGUACUGGCCUCAGGUGGAGAGGGCCCUGUGGAACUGGCCCAUCUAGCAGGGCCUGGGAGCCCAGAGACUGAGGAGUGGGACGGCCCCCAGGGACUGCCAGAGGUAGGGAUGCUUCCAGAGACUGCCAGCACUGAGUCCUCACCGGGCCCCCUGGGGGUGGAGGCUGUUGGCUUCCACGGUAGCAAGAAGCGGAGCAGAGAGCACUUCCGGAACAGGGGAAGCAGCCCGGAGGGCCCAGGGGCAGGGGUGUGAGAGGCUGUGAAGUCACUGUCACAGGUGGAGGAGGAGCACCCCUUGGUGAGAUUCCUGUAGGGGGCGCUACACCCCAUCUGGCACUCCGGCCAUUCUCCCAAGCAGAGACCUCACAGGCUUAGCGCAGUGCGGGCUGGCUAAGGGAUACUGGAAGUCUUUGCUUCAGUGCCUCGGGGGAGGGGACAGGGCAAUAAAGGCAUUGGUCUCCCUCAGGUUCUGUGUCUCUGUGGGUCCCAAUUGCCCGUAGGGCUCCAGCAGCUGCUGUGGACCUUGUCUGCUGUGUCCAGCUUCACUCAGCACUCCAUCCCCACACCUGACUCUCCAACACAGUCGUGGGGCUGGACACCUGCUGUAG
Messenger RNA from Castor canadensis (American beaver), 1864 nucleotides. It is a transcript of the gene Tssc4, whose product is annotated as tumor suppressing subtransferable candidate 4. The record is from RefSeq and is a predicted model, not a curated record. Lineage: Eukaryota; Metazoa; Chordata; Mammalia; Rodentia; Castoridae.